Thermochaetoides thermophila DSM 1495 is the source of this 3531-nucleotide messenger RNA. RefSeq lists its product as uncharacterized. The transcript is spliced from 4 exons. Gene Ontology annotation, cellular component: Smc5-Smc6 complex; site of double-strand break; nucleus. Gene Ontology annotation, molecular function: single-stranded DNA binding; damaged DNA binding. Gene Ontology annotation, biological process: double-strand break repair via homologous recombination. Lineage: Eukaryota; Fungi; Ascomycota; Sordariomycetes; Sordariales; Chaetomiaceae. The coding region runs from base 1 to 3531 and encodes 1176 amino acids. The record is from RefSeq and is a predicted model, not a curated record.
AUGCCGGGGGUUGUCGAUUCGCCCGAGGCGGAGUCCUCGAGGAAGCGCGCCAGGCGCGCCGCCGGUCACGAUGGUGACGAUAACGGUUAUGUCGUUGAGGUUAGGAACACUUACGGGAACCAGAGACCGGCUUUGAGGAAGCGCAUGCGCCUGUCUGAGGAAGGGCCGAGCAGAAGUGGUUUCACUCACCAGCCCAGCGAGGAUAGCAGCGGAGACUCUGUGAACGCGCGGGAUGCCGUUGAACCCCCAUCUUCUCCCCCGCGGACCCAAUACGACUUGAUGCGCGACGGCCACUUCGAGCACCUUCAAUAUGAAGCCCAGGACGACCAGCGUGCCACCCAACGGCUGCGCUCCCGCACCAACGUCCUUAGCCACAACACGGUCGCCGAGAACGGUAUCCUUGAGAGCGUCACAUGCGUCAACUUUAUGUGUCACGAACGCCUGCACUGCGAGCUCGGCCCUCUUCUCAACUUUAUCGUCGGUGAGAACGGUAGUGGGAAAAGCGCUAUCUUGACCGCAAUUACUCUUUGCCUCGGAGGCAAGGCAAGCUCAACCAACCGCGGCGGUAGUCUUAAGGCUUUUGUCAAAGAAGGCCAGGAGCGCGCCAUGCUGGCGGUUAAGAUCAAGAACCGCGGCCAUGAUGCUUUCAAGCCCGAGCUAUACGGCGACUCUGUCAUCGUCGAGCGUCACUUCUCCAAGUCCGGAGCCAGUGGAUUCAAGGUGAAGAGCGCCACCGGCGUCACCAUUUCGACUAAGAAGCAGGAGGUCGAGGAGCUGGUUGAAUACUAUGCUCUACAAGUCGACAAUCCUCUCAACAUCCUUUCACAGGAUAAUGCACGUUCGUUCCUCAAUUCUGCCAACAAGUAUCAGAAGUAUAAGUUCUUCAUCGAGGGCGUUCAGCUUCAGCAACUGGAUAACGAUUACCGCCUGAUUGCGGAAAACCUCGAUAUGAUGGUUUCCAAGAUUCCUGACCAGGAAGAAAUGGUUAACCGUGCUCGUGAAGAUUUCGAAAAGGCCAAACGCCUGCGAGAGUCGCUCGAAGGCGCUCGCCGGAUCCGAGCGAAAGCGAAGGUCGUGCGUGCCCAGUUGGCGUGGAUUCAGGUGGAGAACGAAGAACGCGAGCUCCAGAAGCAGGAGGAGAAACUAAAUCGUCUUAACGAGCAUAUCGCGCAAACAGACCGCGAGAUUGAGGAGCAGGCUGAGGCCCUCGCCCGGGCGGACCAGCAGAUCGCGCAAGCGGAGGAGCUCGUCAGCGAGGUCAAGCAAGAACAGGACGAUGUCAAACGCCGGUCAGAGCAGGCACGUGACGAGCUCAAUAGGUUAAGAGGAGAGCUGGAGAAGCUUCAUAGUGACGAGCGAGACGCCAACGAGAACUUGAAGCGGAUCGAAGAGGACAUUCAGAAGAAAGAGGAAGAAAUUGGUCGGGAACGAAAACGUCUAGAAAGCAAGAACAAUGGGCAGCACGCUGCUAAGCUCAAAGAGCUAGAAGAGGCAAAAGUCGAGGUAGCCAACCUUGGGCAGAAGCUCAAGGAAGUCAAUGAGCGGAGGCCCGAACUUAUCAAAGCCAUCGACGAGACAAACAAGAAACUUGAGCAGAUUGAUAAAGAUGUCACAUCAAAGAGGGUGCAGAUAGACAAGGUCGAAAACAGUAUCAGGAAUCUUGAGACCUCCCGCGGUUCCCCUUACGACGCUUACGAGCGUGGUGUCGCAGCUUUGGUUAAGCGGAUCGAUCAGGACAAUGGCUUCAGGGACAAGCCGAUUGGGCCUCUUGGUGCUUACCUUCGUCUUACCGAGCCACGGUGGUCAUAUAUCCUUGAAGCGACCCUCGGGGGCAGUCUAAAUGCCUUCUUAGUGACAAACAACCAAGAUCAAAAAAGGCUCAGUGCAAUGAUGAAUGAACUGAAUGUCCGGCAUUGCCCUAUUCUCAUUUGCAAUCCGCGUCCUCUCGAUCUGACCGGGAAAGAGCCCGAUCCAGAGUAUAACACGAUCUUGCGCGUGCUUCGGAUCGACAACAUCAUGGUUCGUGACCAGCUGAUCAUCAAUCAUGCCAUUGAACAGAUUCUUCUGGUGCCAGAGCGCGUUCGCGCCGAACAAAUAAUGUUCGAUGGCGCCCGGCCGCGGAACGUGAGAGCUUGUCUAGCGUUGCACGAUACGAGGCCUAACGAAGGCAUCAGGUUGACGGUCAACACCGGAGGGCCUUCGACCUCUCCCGUCCAGCCUGACAUGCGGCAGAAGCCGAGAAUCCAAACGGACUCUGACGCUCAGCUGAACCUACAGAGAGAGGCGCUCCAGCGGCUCCGGGCCGAGCUUAAUGCCCUCGAAAGCGAGCAACGGCGUCUCCGACAGGCAUCUCAACAUGCCACAGCUUCCCUACACCAGUUCGAGAGGGAGCGGCUUGACCUAGAGAGGAAGAUUCGUAAUGCCAAAGCUCUAGUCGAGACCUUGACCGCAGAGCUGGAAGAUUUGACGAGCGGCGACACGGGACACCUAAACGGGCUCGAGCAGGUUCUGAAGGACCUCGAAAAGCAACGGGAGCUUGUCGGCAUGCAGUUCGGCACGCUGGCUUUGCAAAAGCAAGAGAAGAACCGCGAAGUCGAAGAUGCCAGGAAGAAGCGUGCAGCCUGUCGCAAAGAAGAGGAAGAAGUGGAGUCAAAGCUUAAGAAGGCCGAAACGAAAUUGCAAAAGAGGCGGGACAUCCGGCAGGUCGUGCUGAUUGAAAAGAACAAUCUCCACGAGCGGCUGGACAAGCUCAACAGGGACAAGGCCGAACUGGAGGAUGUCAUCCAAGAGACGACACGCAAACUCGAGGCUAUGAGCGCAGAGGCCCGGACGGUCGCAGCUGAGCGCCCUGCCAUUCCCCCGGGGGAGACACACAGCAGCCUUGAACAGAAGUAUGCCUCUCUCGAUCGACACCUCCGCAAGCUUGAAAAAGACCGUGGUAAACCGGAAGAGGAAAUCCAUGCAGAAUACGCCAAAGCAACAGAGGCGUACGAGAAGGCUGUGCAGAGCCUUGAGUCCACCAAGCUCAUCAACCAGCGCCUGCAGCAGUCCCUUACUCAGCGCCUUGCCAAGUGGCGCAAGUUUCAGCGCUACAUCUCUUCUCAGUCCCGUGCCAACUUCAUUUACCUGCUCAGCGAACGCGGGUUCCGUGGCAAGCUGCUUCUUGACCACAAACGGAAGGCCCUUGACCUGGUUGUUGAGCCCGACCAGACGCAGAAGCAGGCUGCUGCGCGGAGUACCAAGACCCUUUCGGGUGGUGAAAAGAGUUUCUCGUCGAUCUGUCUGCUCUUGGCCAUAUGGGAAGCCAUGGGCUCGCCGCUCAGGUGUCUGGAUGAGUUUGACGUGUUCAUGGAUAAUGUGAACAGGGCCAUCAGUACCAACAUGCUGAUUACGGCGGCCCGUCGCUCGGUCAAUCGUCAAUACAUCUUCAUCACGCCGAAUGCCAUUGAGGGGAGGAAUACGCUCGAUAAGGAUGUCAAGAUUAUUCGUCUGACCGAUCCACGCCAGCGCACUCUUAUUAAUCACCGCUGA